AUGACGUCUCCAUUCCCUAUCUUUGCCAAUGGCCUCCGCACACUAAAGUUUGAUCUCCAAAAAGCCGAAGAACAUGCGAAAUCCAACAACAUCUCGCUGGAUACCCUUAUCACCGCCCGUCUAAUCGACGACAUGCAACCCCUCGCUUUCCAAGUCCUCGCCGUUCACAACACGGUCCACAAAGUCCUCGCUCGAGCCAAAAACAUCGAGCCCGCUUCUCUUGAUGCUGGGGAUAAAUCGUUCGAGGAUUUCUAUAAGCGCAUUGAUUCCAUUCUUGCUGAGCUAGAGAAAACGGAUAUUGCUGCGCUUGAAGGAAAUAAGGAUAAAACUUUCAAGACGCCUGCUGCUGGGAGGGAGCCUGUUUUCACGGUCGAGGAGUAUGGGGUUGCAUUUGGAGUGCCGAAUUUCUUUUUCCAUCUGGUUACGGCUUAUGAUAUUUUGAGGGCGCAGGGGAUCCCGCUGGGAAAGAAAGAUUACUUGGGGUCGUUCUUGGAUACUGUGUCUGCGAAAUAA
This is a messenger RNA of Aspergillus calidoustus, 513 nucleotides long. NCBI's taxonomy places the organism in Eukaryota, Fungi, Ascomycota, Eurotiomycetes, Eurotiales, Aspergillaceae. The record is from the annotation of a GenBank genome assembly.